AUGGCUAAAUUAGACACUAUGGUGCGUGGAAUAAUCCUAGCUGUUAAGUGGGACAUCAAGAACUUAAUGAUAUUUACCGACUCGGUAACUGUUCAUGGAUGGUUAAAAAGUGUGUUAACUGAAAGUCAUAGGGUUUGGUCAAAUGGACUAUCAGAAAUGCUAAUCAAACAAAGACUUUCAUUAUUGCACGAUUGGCGGGCAGAUGGGUAUAGGUGGAAGCAAAAUGACUGCAGUAAAAUUCCUCGGGGUUCGCCAAUUUACACAAAGAUCCAUUUUGCUACUGUUACAUCAACAGGAAUUUCAAAUGAUUUCCAGAAGUUUGUGUACUGUGAUCUGAGUCGGACAGAUCUUGUUGUUAUCCAUUACAUUGGUAACCACAACCUUGCAGUUUUAGUUCCUCAUGGUAAUUCCAGAAAACCAAUCAAGUUCUUACCAACAGCUUCAUCUGUGCUAGAUGCAAUUGCUGAUUCCCACAGUUACAAGGACCUUCUUCUUGAUUGCAAGGAUAGCCAGGUCCAAUUUCAACCAAGAAAUUCAAGGCAGUUUAAGUACGUUCGUAGUGUAAAAGCCGCUAGUAUGAAACUAGGCACUGAGCCUUUUUUAACAUUACAUGAACUGGCAUAUAUAAUUCCAGGCUUUGUGUGGUCCAUAUCCACUUAUCCUGAUUUGUGA
Molecule: messenger RNA, 672 nt
Organism: Hydra vulgaris (swiftwater hydra)
Lineage: Eukaryota; Metazoa; Cnidaria; Hydrozoa; Anthoathecata; Hydridae
Source: RefSeq, a predicted model, not a curated record